GCCGCUCCUGUUUGUUUUGUAUUGCAGUUUCGCUCCCAAUUUUAAAAUGUCGCAGCAAAUUCGAGUUGUCCAGUGCAUUCAAUGCAAAAUGUAUCAGGUUGACAUAGUGAAGAAAGCUAACAAAUGGGAGUGCAAACUUUGCCGCCAAAAGCAGAAUUUGCUCAAGGAGUUAUUUCGGGGAUCAGGACCCGAAUGUCGAGCCAAGGUGCAGCAAUUAAAUUUAGAGCGUGGAAUGCAAGAAGAAAAACUUGAAGAGAAAUUAUUAGACAAAGCAAUGCAACAAAUGGAGGAUGACGAAAACCUUUCUGAAGAACCGGAAAAUAUUCCAAUUCCCACAAAAGUUAAUAAAUGGGCAAGCUAUGUGGAUGGACCUAUUGAAUGCAAUCGAAAACCGACAGGAGCACCGGAAGUAAAAGAUCUGGACGAGGAAAUCUCUAUGAAUUUUAAUAAAUCUGAGAGAAAACUAUCAAGACCCGCUAAACGUCCUGCGGAAAGUAACCCUUCAGUUAACAAGAAAAUUAACUCGAAAUGGAGCGAUUUCUUGUAAACUAAUUUGAAUAAGAUAUAUACUUUAAAAGAUAGAUGUAACUUUAGAUGAGUGAUAAUGAGAUCACAUAUUUCGAAAAAGUAAUUUAAAAAACUCAAAUGAUUUUAGUUGUUCAAUACGUUUUAUUAAAAUCCGUGUUGUUCUUGUAUUUA
Drosophila ficusphila is the source of this 699-nucleotide messenger RNA. RefSeq names its product MRN complex-interacting protein. The record is from RefSeq and is a predicted model, not a curated record. Gene Ontology annotation, cellular component: nucleus. Gene Ontology annotation, molecular function: chromatin binding. The transcript has 2 exons. NCBI's taxonomy places the organism in Eukaryota, Metazoa, Arthropoda, Insecta, Diptera, Drosophilidae. Gene Ontology annotation, biological process: mitotic G2 DNA damage checkpoint signaling. The coding region runs from base 47 to 547 and encodes 166 amino acids.